AAACGCUCACGACCUACCACCAUCGCAUUCAUUAUGCUGUUUCUUUACUCGUAAAUUAUAACAAUUCCUUUAAAGUGGUUAAAAGGAUUCUUAAUUUUUUAUUUUCACAAGGUUUUAGAGAAUAAUUUUACUUAUUUAAAGAUUUUUUUUUAAAUUCAAUUGAAUUGGAUAUUCAGUUGAAACUAAAAGAACAGUAUUUUGAAACUUAAUUUAGAAGCAUUCUUUGGAGGCAAGUGCUUAAAUUUUUGGAGUUAUGUUAUAAAGUUUUUGGUUUACGUAGAUAAAAUUAAUAAAAUCAUGUCUGAAGAUAUUAAUGAAGAUAGUUGGCUUUAUGGAACUGAAAACACUGAUAUCAAAGACAGUAAUGAAAAAGAAAAUGAUUUGGAGAAUGCUGAAACUGUUGAUGAAAAUAACGAUAGUAAUAUAGAUAAAGUUGAAGGAAAAGAGGAAACAACCGAAAAUGUUGACUCGAAUCAGCAGAAGCAGGUUAGUAUUGAGGAUGAUCCGGCGAUGGAGAUGGAAGAACAAGAAGAAAGUCAAAUGACAAUACAUAUAAGUGGUGAAGAAACGGAAAAUUUGGCAAAUGGAAAAAGUAAGGGCACUGAUGAAGACUAUUCCGAGGAUGAUAGCGAUGAUGACGACAUAAAUAUAGUUAUUAACAGCAUAAAAACGGGACCCGUAUAUACAAAACAAAGGCAAAACUUUCUCGUUCCAAAUGUCGUAUGUCAGACAGAGAAAAAGCCAACUAGCGGAAAAUUUAGUAUUGAAGAAUUUGAAAGCAUGGGUUCUAUAAACGGAGUAUCCGUUCAUGAAUUCAGUAUAGAUUCUUUAGACGAAAAACCGUGGCGGAAGCCGGGAGCAGAUAUAACGGAUUAUUUUAACUAUGGUUUUAAUGAAGAUACUUGGAGAGCAUAUUGUGAACGUCAAAAACGUAUUCGUAUUAAUGAAAGUGGCGUAGGUUUACAAGCUUUAACUGCCGCAUUAAGUGGAAUGCCAAAUCCUCAACCGAAUACUUAUAAUCAACAGCAAGGGCAAACACCCCAAGUUAUAUCCUCCACUGGAUUUAUGUCCAAUAAUCGAACUCUUACACCAGUUUCAAAUACUGAUAAAUAUUCAGGUCAAAUGAGAUCGCGCAACUCUUUUCCACCAAGUCAACAGCUUGCUAGAGAAAACGCUAUUCAAGUGAUGACUGCAGAAUGUAGAGACUAUAGCAAAAUGAAUUUUGCUGGGGGACAUGAUGAUUCAUUUUUUGAAAAUGAUGGUUAUAAUUAUGGAUUUGAGCCAACGCAAGAUUUGCAAUGGUUAAAUCAAGUAAACAAAAGUUGGCAGCCAACCGGCAUUAAAGAGCUUACUUUAGAUCCGGGACUUGUUGGACCCCCAGCAGAGAUGUCUAAUCACUCUGCCCCAGAAAUGGGCCAGCAUCCUAUGAUGAACAUUCCACAACCAACAGGAAUGACCCCUUCAACAACGAUUCCUCGGCCAAUUGAAAGUUUAAUGCUUCCGCCAAAAGUAGCUCCUCCGUUUCCUAAUAGAGAUUGGAAUAAAGAUUGGGAACGAGAUAAAGACAUGCAUUACAAAGAUCGGGAGAGAGAAAUACGUAGCCGAGAUAAAGAUAGGAUAAGAGAAAGUAGAGAUCGCGAUUCAAUUAUAGAAAGAGAAAGAUCUGAUCGUGAUAGGUCUGAUAGAGAGUAUAACCGCGAAAGAGAGAGAACAGAUGAUAAAAAAAGAAGUAGAGAUAAAAGUCGGGAAAGAAAUAAAGAAAAAUCAGAGGAAUCUGAUGAAAGCCGAGAAAAACGUCGUCGAGAUCGUGGAAGGGAACGUGAUCGUGACAGAGAAAGAUCUUCAAGAAGAGAUAGCUCAAGAACUCGAGAAAAAUCUAAACGGAGAUCCAAAAGUCACGAAAAAAGCAGUGAUCGCAAAGAAAAGCGGGAUAAAAAGAAAGUUAAGGAAAAAAAUGGGAGCGAAUGAAUUAAUAUUUUCAAUAUUUCAAUUUAUUGUAAAUAAGUUUUUAAUUAAAAAAAAUAUAUGUAGCCUUGUAAGAAAUUUUCUCUAGCUAAUAUAUGAAACUACACGUAUACA
Condylostylus longicornis is the source of this 2079-nucleotide messenger RNA. It is a transcript of the gene Fip1, whose product is annotated as pre-mRNA 3'-end-processing factor FIP1. The record is from RefSeq and is a predicted model, not a curated record. NCBI's taxonomy places the organism in Eukaryota, Metazoa, Arthropoda, Insecta, Diptera, Dolichopodidae. Gene Ontology annotation, molecular function: RNA binding. The transcript is spliced from 5 exons. Gene Ontology annotation, cellular component: mRNA cleavage and polyadenylation specificity factor complex. Bases 298 to 1968 code for a protein of 556 amino acids.